AUACCAGGUUCAUGCCCGGUUACGCUGCGUGCAGAUACGGAGUUGUCCCCGCCGGUGCUACUAUUGCAUGGCCGGCCGGUGCUGCGCGAGCGUGGGGCAUGACCCCCGCACACGCACCCGCUUGUCGCCAUGAGAAAGACGUCAUUCGACGGCGGAGACAUUGCGUCUAUUACAAGUGGAUUCGAUAAUGACAGCAAAAAGCCUCUUGCAGGAAUACUGAAAACGAAAAGAAAUUCUAUUAAGAAAAAAGUACAGAAUUUCAGUCUAGAUUCAGAUGAUGGUGUUAUUGAGCCUCUUUUACAAAAAGUUAAGGAAAACACGGAGACAGGAAACCAAAGUGCCAAAAAUCUGUUGUCAAAAACAAAGAAUGACUCCAUAAUUGAAAAGGGAGACGACAAGGAGAAAUUACUUGCAGAUAAAAAAUCAGGCAUGCCAUCUAUGACUAACAUUCCUAGUAUAACAAAUAACGCAUACUUAGUUAAUGGGUCACACAAUGUGAAAGUUUCCAUUAAAUCAAAUGGAAGCAGCACAAUGCCAAUGCAUUCUCAUGGGAAUACCAGUAUGUUUAACAACGAUGCAUUGCAAGGUACGUACCCACCUAAAACUCAAAUACUUGUAGGAAUUGAAUCAACUAAACUAUCGAACUACAGCCCUAGUCCACUGAUUUUCACUACGGCUAAAAUUCACACGGAUGGAAAAUCAAAACAAAUGGAACCAGUACAUGUUACUCCUGUACCGAUUCUAUCCACUAUCGAAGCCAACGUUAUUAAAACUGGAUCAGUUAUUGAUUACACUACAGAUAUUAAUGAAACAUUGCGAAGAGAUAAUGAACAAAAUAUGCAAAAUAAUAUAUUCAGUAAGAAUCCAGUCGGUUCAGUACCGUUCCCGCGUGUUACAAGUAAUACAUCUUCAGAUGCAGUUACAAAAAAAAGUUCAGGAAACAAAGUUAUAAUAACUUGUGCAACUUUAAUCCAAGUAUCUCAAGCACCAAAAGUAAGUGAUGUUAAAGCAACUGAUGUUAAAAGUGCUCCCGUAACAUCUACUAUAAAUAUAACUCAAAGUACGCUACUCAAAAGUGAACAAUCUACUAGAACUUCUGCUAAACAUAUUCAAGAUAAUGCUAAAUCGACUGCUUUAAAUGAAAAUCCAAAGAGUGCUUUAGAAAAAAUAACGCCAUUAAUGUAUAAUAUUAAAACAGAUUACUCAAUUCUUACACCAAUUACAUCAAGUGUACAUGGUAUUAAUAAAUCGGAUAAUAUGAUUCACAAAAAAGUAUUAGAAAUGGAUAUUAAUAAGAAUAUUCAAAGCCCAAAGACUAUUACUUCACCAGUAGCAGGAACUUCGAACCUAAUCGAUUCUUCCUCUAGCAUAAAAUACAUACCUGAUUCAUCUGGGACAGGUAGGUUCACCAGACAAGUGAGUUGCUCAUUGAAGGACAAUAAAAUACAAAGUAAAAAAUACGAAACAGCAGAAAGAUGUUUUGAACCUGAUAAUAAACUAACUGCAUCAAAUCCAAACAAAACCAAUAAGACGUCAUCUUCAAAGGUAAACAGUGACCGUAAUCUAGCGUCAAAUGGCCUAAAUUUACAACAGCUGACGGCCAAGUCGAUUACUUCGAGUAUUACUACAGCCGCUUCUUCUGUAAUUUCGUCAAUUUCAUCUUCUGAAUCACCACAAGCUCAAAUUGUAGCAACUUUGUCUAAAGCUAUAGCUAUUACAAAAGAUUCGCCAGUUUCUGUAGUCAAAUCUUUAACUACUAAUGAUAUAAUAAAUUCGACAAGUAAUGUGGUGAAGAUGACAACCAAUGCAGAUACACAUGUAUCAAAUUCGGAGCAGACCCAAUCGGCGGCAAUUACAUAUACGACUAUCUCUGCGUCAGCUGUUUCCAAAUCUUUAACAGUAUCAACUGUCAAAACUCCAGCGAUGAUUACAACGUCUCAAUCGGCCGCCACAGCAAAAAAUAUAAAAAUUUCUGUAGCUAAACCAUUAAUUACCAGCAGUCUCGUAGCAGAAGCUAUGUCGGUGAAAAUGACAACGACGGCUGCUAACUCAACUUUAUCAAGUAUCGUCAAAAGCCAGCCAGAGGCCGAUACAAAAUCAACCUGCUCAGUAUUUCCAGCUCUAUCUAAACCUUCGUCAAUUGCAACUGCUAAAACUCCAAUAAUAACGCCCCAAUCGAUAACCACAGUAUCUCAAACAUCUUCAAAAUCCACUACAACAAGCGCAAAAUCAACAACUGCUCCGAGAAUGCCCCAGAAUUCCACAGCAAAAAAUGUAGUAGGUGACGCUAUACCUACAGCUACGAAACCGUCAACAGUAACAACUAUGAAGUCAUCAGCGGGACAAAAAGUCAACACAUCCAAACUAGCCACACCGAAAUCUUCAGCCGCAGUUGUAAGUACUGGUAGCACUACAAAAAAAGUAUCUAAUGAGCAAAAUGGUAAAAAAACUAGUGAUGGGUUCUCCGAAGAAGGCAAAGGUUCCAAAACCUAAAAUCAUUUGUUGUUAAUUAGGAAUGAAUACGCUCAACAUAAGGUAAUAUUUUAAUGCUUUUUGUGUCUAAAAACAUUGCUAUGAAAAUUUUGAUACAAUAACAAAUAACCAAUACUCAUACAAGAUUGAAUCUUUGAACUGUAUUUUAAAGAUUGUGAUCUUAAUAUACAAUCGCAUUUAAUUAAGUAAUGAGAAGCCUCCAAAACAUUCCUCGACACUUUUAAAUGAAUGAUCGGUAAAAAAUAGAUGUAUGUCAUGAACUGAAUAGAUGAUAAUGUAUUUUGUCUGCAGGACUGUGAGUGGAUUUGCCAAAUUAGUGAAUAAAUAUUUAAUGAUUGCGAUUUGGACUAUGUUAGGUUUGGCUAAUAAUUAACCAUAACCUAAUAUGUUAUUUGCUCAUGAAACAUAACGCAAGGAAUUGAGAAUUGAAAUGUAACUGAAUAAUUUUAAACGAGUGUUCAGAGAUUUAUCAACUUAUGAAUGAACUAAUUUGUACCACACGUAAGUGGUUUACUAUUAAAUAAAUGAUAUUCUUU
Molecule: messenger RNA, 3029 nt
Organism: Hyposmocoma kahamanoa
Lineage: Eukaryota; Metazoa; Arthropoda; Insecta; Lepidoptera; Cosmopterigidae
Gene: GlyT
Product: sodium- and chloride-dependent glycine transporter 1-like
Exons: 2
Coding region: 130-2493 (787 amino acids)
Biological process (GO): sodium ion transmembrane transport
Cellular component (GO): membrane
Source: RefSeq, a predicted model, not a curated record